CUCUCUCUCUGCCAUCAAGCCUGGGACCUUGUGGGGAGGACUCAGUUGAGAGACAGAUCGACAGACAGACGUGGGAACACUUUCUCAAUGGCCAUCUCAGCCCUUUCCCUGAUUGAUCUCUAGGCGUUCAGGACCAAGAAUCAUCCAGAAAGUUACUAAAAUUUGGGCUCAGCAUCAGAGGCCAACAAAUGGAUAGUGGAACAAAUCGUUUUGGAAUUCUCCUUUAUUAGAAGUUUCUAAGCUCUGACUGGAUGGACACCUACCUGCCAGGGAUGCUGUAACAAGGAGAGGGAUCAUCUCGAUCAGAACACUGUGAUGUGAUUUCCUGCACAUGGACUAAUGUUGGGGACAACAACAAAAUUAACAAUGAAUAUUUGAAAAGACUCAAUUUUUUAAAUUCAAAAUUCAGUGUGACAGGAAAAAUUCAAAGUAAUAGGAUGGAAAUAAAAUGGUUUCAUCAUUUGUGGAGCAAAAUUCUAAACAAGGUCUGACAAUGGAUUACUCCACUGUGGGGGGUCAGGAUCCUGCUCCCCAUUAUUUGGAACCUGCCCAUUUACAAGCAAGUGAUGACCCAGACCUCUUCUUUCCUGGUUCAGAGGGUGCUGACCCUGGGGCACUGCCCACAUAUUUUUCCCGGGCAUCUGAAUCCUACAGGCACUCGCCAGUGCGGCAGUUGUAUCCUUUGCUCAAUGGUUUGCAAUGGGUGGACGGACACCCUUACAGCACAGCAGCCUGGGCUUCUGGGAAGCCCCACACUGGACUCCCAAUCUAUACAUCCUCUUCAACCUCCUCCUAUCAGACCCUGCAAGCACCCCCUUCACCCAAGGACCUUACCCCUGAGGAUAACAAGGGGAGCCCCAGAUACUUGGAGAUGCUGAAGAUGGAACGGACCAGCCCGCCUCACGGUGAACUGCUCACACUGGGGACCUCAACUGGAUUGACGGCCCACAGCCCUUACACCGUUGGCCAGGAGUACGGAUACUUCCAGCAGGCUGGGAGUCCUCUGACAGCCAGAUACUCCCCAAAAGUGCGAGGAGGAGCACCGCUCUCACCCACUGAGGCACGCGAGUGUGUGAACUGUGGAGCCACUGCCACACCCCUGUGGCGAAGGGAUGGCACCGGCCACUAUCUCUGCAACGCCUGUGGACUCUACCACAAGAUGAACGGACAGAACCGGCCCCUCAUCCGGCCCAAGAAGCGCCUGAUUGUCAGCAAGCGAGCUGGAACCCAGUGCAGCAACUGCCAAACCACCACCACCACCCUCUGGCGCCGCAACGUGAACGGAGAGCCCGUAUGUAAUGCCUGCGGCCUCUACUUCAAGCUCCACAAUGUGAAUCGUCCCUUGGCCAUGCGCAAGGAUGGGAUCCAGACACGGAACCGCAAGGUCUCCUCUGCCAAAUCCAAAAAGCGCAAAGGAAAUUCUGGGGAAGCAGGCAUAGCCACAACCGCCCCCUUGGAGAUAAUGUCGCCUCCUCUGAUGGGGGAUGAAGCCGCUGCCCUCUAUACUCUGAGCCCCAUGAUGCUGCCAGGACACCUUCUCCCUUUUGGACCCAAUCCACACCUUCUAGGAUCUCCACCAGGCUUUUCUUCACAGGCUUCUCCUGCCCCACAUAGCUCUCCUGGAGUUGUCUCUGCACUGGGGUAAAGAGCCUUGUAAUAUACAUUCCGCACAUUCAUGUACAGAGACUCUGGGAUAUGACUGAGGAAGAAGCAUCUCCCCCCUGGUAACUUUUUGAAGCAGCCAUAACCAUUCAGUGCCCCUUGAAAUGACAACCAAAAAGGACAACACUGGGAGUGUACUAUGAGCCCUUACCUGAGAAGACAGGGAUCUAGUAUGGAGUAAUUAUUGUAAGCAGCAGAUAAGGUGGUGAUAGAUGGGUAAAUGUUUCCAAACUGUACCAUUUCAGGCUGGAGGUGGAGAAUGGUGUGGUUGGAUUCUUCUCCAUGGUGGGAAACAAUCACUGCCUUUGUAAAAAAUUGUUUAGGAGGGGAAAGGCUAGUCUAGAAACCUUCUUCUUGACAUCUAGUUUCCUAUGUAUAGUGUGUGUGUCUGUGUGUAUGAAGAUGCGUUAUCCUGCUGUUCACUUGCUGCCCAAAGCAGCAGAGUCCAGGCACAGUUUUGCUGUUUUAUUGCACAAUCCCAUUUGUUCUUGGUGUGAAGUAGGCCACUAGAGUAUCCUAUCCAUGCCAUCAUCCAGCUUUUUUUAUUCAUUUAUAAAUAACUUCUUUCCACUCAGCUGCAUACAUACUGUCUGCUCAUGUGCAACCCCUGAAGUGGUUCAAUCCAGGAAAUGCAUUACCAGUUACUCCUCCAGUCCAUUCAUACCAUACAGUUAUAGUGCUAUGAUUGUACUUUAAUGGCCACAGUCCCAUCUGAUGGAAUCCUGGGAUUUGCAGUUUAGCGAGGGGCAUUUAUAUUUCUCAGCUAGAGAACUCUAGAGCUUCCCCAAACUACAGAUCCCUGGGUACCAUAGGAUGGAACCAUGGAUGUUAAAGUGGAAUAAUAGCACUAUAUCUGUGUAGCGUAUACUGCUAACUGCAUAAACGGGCUCUUUGUCCAGAAUUAGGAGGGAGGGAGUAACCGAAGGGCAUAGCGAGGGGAGUACUCUGUCACACUGUUCCCAUUGAAGGAGUUCAAAAGUCCUUUGCCUGUUGUGUCUUGGCUCAGUGUCCUUUAGCUCCUUCCAGUUCAAAAUAUGCCCCCUGUUAAAUAUUAGUUUCUGACCAGGACAAUUUGUACAUAUUCUUUAUGAAGAGAGAGGCUGAUUGCUGUCUUGAAUGUUCUCCCCUGAUCCUUUUCUAAGCCCACCAAUGUGUUUUAAAUGCAAAAUAAAAGCAAGUAUGUAUAACUGUUAA
Sceloporus undulatus (fence lizard) is the source of this 2856-nucleotide messenger RNA. It is a transcript of the gene GATA1, whose product is annotated as GATA binding protein 1. The coding region runs from base 449 to 1645 and encodes 398 amino acids. Gene Ontology annotation, molecular function: DNA-binding transcription factor activity, RNA polymerase II-specific; RNA polymerase II cis-regulatory region sequence-specific DNA binding; zinc ion binding. The transcript is spliced from 7 exons. Gene Ontology annotation, cellular component: nucleus. Gene Ontology annotation, biological process: positive regulation of transcription by RNA polymerase II; negative regulation of transcription by RNA polymerase II; cell fate commitment. The record is from RefSeq and is a predicted model, not a curated record. Lineage: Eukaryota; Metazoa; Chordata; Lepidosauria; Squamata; Phrynosomatidae.